AUGACACAGACUGUUCCAUGUCUAACGACCCCUAUAAAAGGGACCCAUGAUUAUUCCCACCACACUGUAAGAAGGAAUAGACAGAACGGAGACAGUAUGUGAUUCAUUCAUGUGCUUUCAAAUACAUUUAAAAUAGUUAACUAUUGUGCAUUUAUGUGUUGAUAAUAUAUACUAGUUGCAUAUUCAAUAGGUAAUCAAUGCAAGACAAUCCCAAGCUGUAUUUGAGUUUAGAUAAAAUAUUUUUGACUAUCAAAUGUAGCUUGUAUUUUACUGGCUUUUUUUCCAGCUUCCAUGGAUCUUAGCAGCAGAACGGUUGUGCAGGUGGUGUUAUUGGCGUUCAUAGCUCAGGUCACUUUCUCUCAGCAUUGGUCAUAUGGGUGGCUACCUGGAGGGAAGAGAAGUGUUGGGGAGCUGGAGGCCACCAUCAGGGCAAGUACUAUUUACCCUAUGUUUACCCGUAUAUAAGUAACUAUGUCUACCUGUACAUACAUGUAAUUGUCCUUUAACUAAAUCUAUUGUGUUUUAAGUAAAAACCUGUGUACAUGUAUAUAUACACUCAUGGGUCAGUUCCCCAUUCACAAAAGUGGAUCGGUCCUACAGACAGUGAGUCACGUGGCCGUGGCUUGCUAUAUAAAGCAGGCAGACAAGCAUCAAGGUAUUCAGUUACUGUUCGAUUAAACGUUAGAAUGGGCAAAACAACUGACCAAAGCGACUUUGAACUUGGUAUGAUCGUCGGUGCCAGGCGUGCCAGAUCCAGUAUCUCAGAAAUGGCCGUCAUUUUUGGUGUGGGAUAUUUGUUCAAGAAGCAGUCUUUUCAAGAGUACAUAUGCAAUGUUUAUUAAGCUCUUUGAGGGUGUUGCAUAUGGAGUAUAUGGGUAAUAACAUUACAUAUUCCUCUUACAUAUUGCUAUCAAGAUGAUGGACACAGGAGGUGUAAUGGCUCUUCCUGAGGAGACAGGUGCCCAUGUCCCAGAGAGACUGAGACCAUAUGACGUAGUAAGUAUUCAUAUUCAUAUAUUAGGUUAGAUAUUGUAUUCAUUGUAUUUCUAAUGGUCAAUUCCUUGUUUCGUCUGAAGAUAUUGAAUUGAUGUCUCCUUGUAAUAUGUUGUAAAAAGAUAUGCCAAAAAGAAAUGUUAAGAUGAGAGUAUUGGCUGACAAAUAGAAAGCUUCCCUGAAGUGAUACUUAUAAAUGUAUGGAUACAAUGUUGCUCAUUUCUGAUACAUCAGUAUAAUAUACUGUAGAUACAGUAUUAUACAACAUAAAGUAGACUUCUGAAGUUGACACUUUGUUUCCCUAGAUAUCGAAGAAACGCAUGCCACAUAAAUAA
Molecule: messenger RNA, 1328 nt
Organism: Coregonus sp. 'balchen'
Lineage: Eukaryota; Metazoa; Chordata; Actinopteri; Salmoniformes; Salmonidae
Source: the annotation of a GenBank genome assembly